Anopheles nili is the source of this 1314-nucleotide messenger RNA. RefSeq names its product protein FAM8A1. The record is from RefSeq and is a predicted model, not a curated record. NCBI's taxonomy places the organism in Eukaryota, Metazoa, Arthropoda, Insecta, Diptera, Culicidae. Bases 50 to 1066 code for a protein of 338 amino acids. The transcript is spliced from 3 exons.
GAAUAAGUUCUAAUUUCGGGUGAAAAACGCCGUUUCUAGCUAGCCAGUCAUGGCGGAAAAUCAGGACAUAAACAAAGAAAAGGACUCGCCCGUUCCCGCUGCAGACGUACCGCAGUUGGAUCUGAGCAAAUCUCCGAAACAGAUUUAUUUCGAACUGCUGCGAACAUGGGUCUAUCACGCAGAGAUGCAGAACCAGAUGAACGCGCAUUUUCCGUAUUAUCUGAUGAACAACUAUCCCCAGUUGUUUCAGCUGAAUGCUGGAGGUGCAGUGCCCUCGGCAGAUUCGAGCUUGGCCGCCUUUAUGACUGGUGCGGCCACUACCACUACGGCUGGUAGCGGUACCGUUACGAGUGCAUCCGCUACAUCCACUGCCGGUGGUCACGGACAAAAUGAGGUGUUGAACCGUGGUCAAAACGAAACGAACGAUCCAUCUCGACCCGAUAAUGCAAUUAAUCGUCACGAAUGGUAUGCGUACGUGAUUGCACCGCUUUGGAAACGGGUUGUGGCUGAAAUCAUCGAUAUUGCUAUAAUUUUCCUGCUAAAGAUAAUGACGACGCUGGCGUUCAUAGAUGCGUUCGAUAUCGAUCUAUUGUACAUGGACUUGGACGCACUUCGUAAUUCCUUCGAAGAAGAUUAUAGUGAGCUGAUAUCGCUAACUUCGGAGCUGAUAUUUCUUGAGAUUGCGAUAAAACUGGCGGUUUGCAUCUACGAAGCCGUCUGGACGGCACACGUGCAGGUCAUACCAGGCAGCGCGACACCCGGGAAGAUGCUGAUGGGUCUGCGGAUUGUGUAUGCCGAAUCGGUUGCCGUCAUGGGGCCUCCCGGAGGUCCGCAACAGGGUUUGCUUAGCAACCAGACACCGAUUCGGGCGUUACUGUAUCCGGCAACCACACCAAGCUUCGGUCGGGCGUUGGCACGUGCCGCGGUAAAGAACAUCAUGAUGACGUUCUUCUUUCCCAUGUGUCUGCUGUUACUAUGCUUCAGGCAGAAUCGGUCCAUCUACGAUGUCAUGACCAAAACAGUCGUUGUAGAGGAUAACCCGAAUCCGGUGGUGCGACGACGCUAGAGAUGCAUUGCCCAUUGGCGAUGGAGAUGCCGGUUCGCAAAUGUAUAUAUCAAAGAUGAGGAGAUGAUUGGGUUCCGCGGAAAUCAUCUCGAAGUCUGCUCUAAAAGCCGGAAGGCGUUUACGGUCGUGCCAAGUGGCGCUUCUCGAGCGCAGAGGAACCGUAGAAGGACAAAUUACAGUUAACCAAAUACAACCACACCAAGGUGAAGAGUUACGUUGGCACAGUAUAAUAAUAAAUGUACAAAUCA